Molecule: messenger RNA, 306 nt
Organism: Tinamus guttatus (white-throated tinamou)
Lineage: Eukaryota; Metazoa; Chordata; Aves; Tinamiformes; Tinamidae
Product: protein S100-A4
Molecular function (GO): calcium-dependent protein binding; transition metal ion binding; calcium ion binding
Source: RefSeq, a predicted model, not a curated record
AUGGCCUCCUCGCUGGAGCAGGCGCUGACCACCAUGGUCUGCACCUUCCACAAGUACUCGGGCCGCGAGGGCGACAAGUACAAGCUCAGCAAGGCCGAGCUCAAGGAGCUGCUCAACAAGGAGCUGCCCGUCUUCGGGAGCAAGCAGAUGGAUGAGGCCGAGUUCCGCAGGAUCAUGAACGACCUGGACCACAACAAGGACAGCGAGUUGGACUUCCAGGAGUUCGCCUGCUUCAUGGCCUGCGUGGCCAUGGGCUUCAACGAGUUCUUCAAGGGCUGCCCGGCCCCGCAGCCCCGCAAGAAGUGA